Molecule: messenger RNA, 1719 nt
Organism: Desarmillaria tabescens
Lineage: Eukaryota; Fungi; Basidiomycota; Agaricomycetes; Agaricales; Physalacriaceae
Product: AMP binding protein
Exons: 12
Coding region: 1-1719 (572 amino acids)
Biological process (GO): secondary metabolic process
Molecular function (GO): CoA-ligase activity
Source: RefSeq, a predicted model, not a curated record
AUGAGGAUAUACCCAAGCCCAGGUCCUUUCGUACCCAUCGCCAAUCGCUCCGCUUUCACACAUCUUUUGAGCAAAGAUGGGAAUCUCGUCGGAGGGUACGAUGCCAGCCUACCAGCCUACAUCGAUGCAGAAUCCGGGACAACGUUGUCUCGAGGACAAGUCAGGUCACUGAGUCUAUCUUUCGGACAAGGAUUGAAGAGCUACGGUGCGAAGAGGGGGGACACCAUCUUGGUAUUUUCGCCAAACUGUCUUGCUUAUCCUAUCAUUAUUCUUGGAGCUUUGGCUGCGGGGCUACGUUGCACACUCGCGAACCCGACUUACACUCCCCAUGAACUGGUUCUUCAAUACACUGACAGUGAUGCACAUCUGAUCUUCACCACAGAGGAAGAAUUGGCGACGACCAAGGCCAUGCUGAACGAGCUUGGCGUGCCGGAGGAGGAGAGCGUUAAGAGAGUCAUCAUGCUUGGUAAAAGUUUGCGCUGGGCCGGUGGACCUGACGCCACAAUCAACUCCGAAGCAUCCGAGCUGCCGCGAUGGGAGGAACUUCUUGGUCUUGGCGCUUUGGAAAAGGAAGAGAGCUUUGAUGGGCCACUUGCGGAGGAGACGGCGCUUCUGUGCUAUAGCUCCGGUACUACAGGAAAGCCAAAGGUUACAACGCACAGGAAUAUUAUCGCGGUGUUAGAUAUCGGGGAAGCAAACUACCCCAAGGAUGUAGGGACAGUGAUACUAGGAUUCCUCCCUAUGUAUCAUAUAUACGGUGCGACAUCGCUGGUACUCCUGAGCCAAAAACUGGGGUUGACCGUUGUGAUACAAAAACGCUUCGAUCCCAUCGUUUUCUGUUCCGAUAUUCAGAAAUACAAGGUGACAACAGUAACAGUUGUACCUCCCAUAUUAGUGUUCCUCUCCCGACACCCAGUUGUGGAACAAUUCGACCUCUCAACGUUAAAAAUGUUAGUCUGCGGGGCGGCCCCUUUGGGAAUUGAGCUGUCAAAGCAGUUGUGCAAGGUUGGGGUGUUUCGUACUGAUAAAAGCUCUAACAACCACAUACCCUUAGGAUAUGGAAUGACGGAAUUACCAUCGGCACACUUUCUUUCCCCGGAAGAUGCGGAAAGGAAAUGCGGCAGUAUUGGGAAGCUCUACUCAAACCUAGAGGCCCGUUUAGUUGCCGGGGAUGUCGAUGCAGAGGAGGGUCAGCCCGGGGAACUUUGGAUCAGAGGACCAAUGGUUAUGAAGGGGUACUUGAACAAUCCUGAUGCAACUCGAGACUCAAUGACCGAGGACGGAUGGUACAAGACCGGAGACGUAGCGAUUCGGGAUUCAGAAGGAUAUUAUUAUAUCGUCGAUCGAGUGAAAGAGCUCAUCAAGUACAAGGUGCUUCACGAUUCAUUUCAUCUGCCUCCGGCCGAGCUUGAAAGUGUGCUAUUGGGCCACCCUGAUAUCGCCGAUGCCGCUGUGAUAGGAGUGUACGAUACAUCGCAAGCUACGGAGCUACCAAGAGCUUACGUCGUACCUGCAAACCCGGAUAGAACAAAAACUAACGGACAAAAAGUAUCAUUUGAAUCGGAAGUAGCGAAAUGGAUGGCAACAAAGGUGGCGCACCACAAGCACUUACGUGGAGGUGUUGUGGUUAUAGACGUCAUUCCAAAAAGCCCUGCAGGCAAAAUACUUCGACGGGAACUUCGCGAGCUCGCGAAAAAAGAAAUUCGAAGUCGAUUGUGA